Molecule: messenger RNA, 1033 nt
Organism: Selaginella moellendorffii
Lineage: Eukaryota; Viridiplantae; Streptophyta; Lycopodiopsida; Selaginellales; Selaginellaceae
Product: cinnamoyl-CoA reductase 1-like
Exons: 6
Coding region: 48-995 (315 amino acids)
Molecular function (GO): oxidoreductase activity, acting on the CH-OH group of donors, NAD or NADP as acceptor
Source: RefSeq, a predicted model, not a curated record
AUUGGUUAACUCAAGAAAUAUCCUCUAUACAGCUGUACGUUUAUACGAUGGGCAAGAUCGUUUGCGUCACGGGAGCCAAUGGCUUCAUCGCCUCCUGGAUCGUGUGCAAGCUCCUCCAAAGGGGCUACACAGUUCGUGGCACGGUGAGAAACCCAGAAAAAUGCGGCCAUCUCUUGGGGCUGGAUGGAGCAAAGGAGCGCCUCACACUUUUCAAGGCCGAUCUCCUGAGCUAUGAAUCACUGCUGCCGGCGUUUCGCGGCUGCCAUGGAGUCUUCCACACAGCUUGUCCUGUGGCCUUCCAAUUCGACAAUCCAGAUGAUGUUUUGGGUCCUGCGAUUCAAGGCACCGAAAACGUGAUGACUGCUUGCUCCAACGAGAAAGUCCAGAGGGUGGUGAUGACUUCUUCCGGAGCAGCCAUUGUUGCCGAUCCAAACAGGCCCAAAGAUAAGGUGGUGGACGAGAGCUGCUGGAGCGACUCGGAAGCUUGCAAGGAAUGGAAGUCGUGGUACUCGCUCGCCAAGACCGAAUCCGAGAAGCUGGCAUGGAAGUUUGCAAAGGAGAAAGGCCUCGACUUGAUUGUCAUCUGUCCGGUGAUGGUUUUUGGCCCGAUCUUACAGCCCACCUCCAACACCACGGUGGAGGCUCUCAAGAAUAUCAUCAAAGGAUCGAGCAUUCCAAAUUCAUGGAUUCGACUGGUAGACGUGAGAGACGUCGCGGAAUCUCACAUUGUGGCUUUGGAAAACGAGGCGGCGUCCGGGCGAUACUUUUGCUUUGCGCAUUGCAUUCACUACAAGGACGUCGUCAGCGUCCUGGCCAAGAAAUUCCCGCAACACUGCAAUCCCGAGCUCCAGUGCGAUGAGAGCCAGCCCGUGGGUGGAAUUGCUCCAGAGCUCACCAAGAAUGACAAGCUUUUGAGCUUGAUCAAGGAGACAAUACCAUACGAGCAGACACUGGUCGACACAAUAAGCUGCCUUGACGACAAAGGUUUCAUGUAAAUCAAGGUUCUUUUCAAUAAAAUUCACGAACUUUCAAA